CAAACUUCCCUAUCGCGGGGCCAUGACACAGAAUUCCCGCGUUGACAUUGAGACGCUAAGUUUGUGAUCGAUGUGUUUUAAAUAAGUUUUCGGGCUCUCUAUGUUAGUAAGGCUUUAAAAUGAACGAAAUAGUGUCCCAAGUGCAAAGCGGGAGCUUUGAUCUCAUUGAAUUAUUUAACGAAAGAACAAAUGAGAUUGCUGAGAUAAAGGCUGCGGUUAAGAGGCUAACAAGUACUCUACCUAGAGAUAAGUGCAUUGAUGUUUUCGUAACGAAACUUGUACCGGCUAUGUUUGCCAAAAAUGUAGAUGACUGGAUUAGAGACGAGCUGAUUGAGCUUGGCUCUCAUUUCGUCCAGUUUGUUACUGUUUCCACGUUAGAUACCAAAGACCAAGAGGAAGUCUUCGCUGCGAUUGACAACACGUACAUUAAAGUUGUCGGCCAGUUGCGAGACAGUAACUACCCGCAUUGGGACCAACUGUGGGAGUUUUUGAUUAAGUUAAGCAACGAGAAGCUCCACUCGAGGCAAGGCACCGGUAACAAACUGCUGAAAGAGGUGGAGGUUGCGUUCCGAAACUCCUCCUCAACCGAGCAGAGACUGAAAGCGUACGACUGUUGGAAGGAAUUGAUAAACAACAGUAGCCUAAACAUGGAGUACAUGUGCAGCGCCAAACAGCUCAAAUUACUGGUGACCCCCAUGAAGGCCAAAUUUUCGAGAACCCCAACCGUUAUCAUAAAGCGUUGCGACACCUACAUCUAUUUGUUGGAGAAGUUGCAAGACAAGGCCACUUUAUGUCUGAAGGAGUUUCUAGAGUUUUGCUUUGGACCGUUUGAUGAGAAAAAUGACUCGGAACGGACGAGGCAAGGGAGGAGCGUCCCGGAAGUUUGCUGCAAAAGUACCAAAGUUUUGCUUGAGAUUAUUGGCCACUCGCACGAUCCCGCGGCAAAGUGCCUGAAAAGUGACGAGUUCCAGCUGUUCAAGCCUUUAAUCACGAAUGAGAAUUUUCCCAGUUUUGCCGAAAUUUUAAUAAAUUCUGUCAUGGAAUGCUGUACUUUGCUUCAUCACUGUCAGCAGAACAAGAUCAUCAAUCGUGUUAUUAUUCAGUGCCUUUGGCAGUCACUUCUUCGGCUGAUUCACCAGAGUAGCGACGAAGUUAAGAAGAAAUGUUGCGCCCAAAUCAAUAGUCUAUUAAACAAAGUGCUGAGGCACUCCGGUCAGAGCGAAUUCUUAUACCUGGUGCUAGGGAACAUAGUGGAGUUGCUAGUCCGUGACAAGCUCGUGGACGAGUUCAAAGACAUUGUGUUCGCAAUUGCGGUGCAUCUGCUCUGGAUGAUCAAUUUUCAGACUUGCGCUUUUUUGGAAUUCUACAUUUUGAAAUUCGUCAACUCCUGCCUGGACUCGGACAACUCCAGCAGAUUUCACAAACUCGUCUCGAAUUAUUUCAAAAACAACUCCGAAUGCCAAAACCCGAACCAACUGAGCAGUGUUUGGUGCAAGUGUAAUAUUUCAGUCACACCGGAGAAUUCCCGUUCGUUAACGUGGCCCGUCCGUUAUCUCCACGAGCUGAAAGACUCAAAAACCGUCACAUCCAAGUGGAUCAAAAUAUUCGUCGGUUGCAAGUCGGAAAUUAUGAAAAAUUUCGUGAUCCAAGGACUUGUGACGCUUUUCUUGGAUAAUCCGACUCUUGGCUCGAAUGUAGUGCAAUUUUUAGAACACAUUUCGGCGGCCGAAACCAACCCCAACAAAGAUUUCGUGACUAAAUUUAUGAGACUUGUUGAGUUGAUCGUCACUUCGCCCAGCUUGUCCAAGAGCGAUGUGAAAAAGCUUAGCUCGACUAUUCUGUGUUACUGCCACCAAAACUUGUACUUUUAUAAGUCUGAUGGUAACGAUGAAGCAAUUGACAAGUUGUGUAGUUGCGUGGAAAACAUUGUUACAAUUCACAAGGAAUAUUCGGUUCUGGCCGAAUUGGCCACGCAUUUGAAAAACGGCCAUACGAAAAAUUUGGAAAAGUUCGCCAAGCGUUUGAUUCCAUUCCUAGAAGCGCUCAUGUUAAAUGACGACAAUUCCAUUGCUAAUAAUACGAGAAAAUUAAUUGGGCUGUUGGAACUAAAAGAAAACGGACGGGAACCUAUGAUAUCUGCAACAAGAUCUUUGCGGAUAAUGAACAUGACGAAUGCGAGCCCAAAACUGGGGACCAAAGCCGGCAAUUUUAGGACUUCGCCCCUGGCGUCCAAAGGUAAAGGGGCUUCGCCCAAGGUCAAGAAAGAACCAGUUUUGUCCAUAAACGAAGACAAGUCUUCCGAUUAUGUCCCAAUUGACACAAAAGUCAGCCUCAAUGUGGACAAUCUCAACAAGCAUCAGAAAGAGAUGUUGAGGAGAAGACGAGAUGACAUACCUGCAUUGUAUGAAGACUUGACUCGAAGUCAAACUCCAGACAUGUUCAGGUCGAAUGAUGAAACCGAAACACAGACUUUUGAUGCUUUGGAAGAAAUUAAGGAAGAAAAGUCCUUGAAUUCGCUCGCUUCUGAAUUAAGCAGUCUGUUUGAUAGAGAGAAGAAGACUGAACCAACGCCUCCAGACACAGUGGAUAAAAAAAUAGAAUCUCGUCGUAAAACGACACCGAAAAAACUACGGGCCGAGAUUUACAACGCUGUACAAAAACAACUGGAGCAAUCGCAAACAACGGAAGUAAAUCAAAACGUCGUUCGCAGUAUUGAAGAUAAUUUCAAGGUGGUGGACGAAAGCGUCCAAAACACCGAAGAUACACCCGUUCGUAAAAGCCAGCGUGUCAACAGACGCGAACUUGAUUUCUUACCAACUACAUCCAGCACACAAAAUGAGGAAGAGAGCGUGAAAGCUGAAGUAAGUUUGGAAGAUCUGCUAGCACGAGUGGACAAAAGAGUCGAAGAUUCGCGAAAAAAUGAAGAAGUCGCCGAUGACAAUCAAAAGAAAGUCCCGGUUAUAACGAUUCAGAAAUUCGUUCAGAGUUCUGCUAGGACUCGGAAAAAUCCUAAACCGAUGAAUAAACCCAGUUUUAAGAUCAAGCUGAAGAAACGGACCGCUCUCGUCGAAAAAAAACAACAAACAAAAACCGAAAAUACUGAAAGCGUUUACGACUUUAAAGCCGACGAGGACACUCCGUCAGAUAAGGCGAAAAAUAAGGUGAAGAGAGGGAAAAGGAAGAUCUACCUAGACGGUAGCGAUUAUAGUACCAAGAAACGUAGAAGAGUAGCGAAAAAACAAGUAAGUCACGUCACGGCGGAAACAUCCCCGGACCAGAACAGUAACACUCCGACUCCGGGCCCGACAGCUAGAUGCCCAACUCCGGUUUCGACAAGUAGAUGUCCAACUCCAACUCCGGUUACGAACAAUAGGAGUUCGAGAAGAUGUCCGACACCACUUCCGACAAACAGUGCUUUAGAAAGUGAAAAUUCCGUUCCGACAAGCCCCAGUCCGGAUUCAACCAUUAAAAGUUCGGUUUCGAGGAGAAGAUGUCCGACUCCGGUUUCAAUGAUAAGUUCCGUUCCAACAACUUGUCCGGCCCCGGAGCCGAAAAACACGAGUCCGACUCCGGUUUCGACAAGUGCUGAACCCACUCCGGUUUCAACCGGUAAAAGAAGAAGAUGCCCGACUCCGGUUCAGACAACUAGUUCCACCCCGGAGCCGGCUACUGUUUUGACCAAUAAAAGUUCCGGUCUGAGAAGAAGACCUACGACUCCGGUUCCGGAUAAUAAAAAUUCUGAUCCAUCAAUUAGUCCGACUCCGGAGACGAUAAUUACCGUUCCGACUCCGGUUUCGACCAGUAAAAGUACCGGUAUAAGAAAGAGAUCUACGACUCCGGUUCCGAAUAGUGAAAACGCAAUUCCGUCAAGUGAUUCGACUCCGGAGCUGGAAAAAACCACUUCGAUAAAUACUGAUCCCACUCCGGUUUUGACCAGUAAAAGUUCCGUUUCAAAAAGAAGACCUACGACUCCGGUGCCGUCAAGUAGUUCGCUUCCGGAGCCGAAAAAUACCAGUCCGACAAAUUCUAAUCCCACUCCGGUUGCGACCAGUAAAAGUUCUGUUUUAAGAAAAAGGCCCCCGACUCCGGUUCCGCCAAUUAGUUCGGCUCCGGAGCCGGAAAAUACCAGUCCGACAAAUUCUAAUCCUACUCCGGUUGCGAGCAGUAAAAGUACCGGUUUAAAAAAGAGAUCUACGACUCCGGUUCCGAAUAGUGAAAACGCAAUUCCGUCAAGUGAUUCGACUCCGGAGCUGGAAAAAACCACUUCGAUAAAUUCUGAUGCCACUCCGGCUUUAACCAGUAAAAGUUCCGUUUCAAGAAGAAGACCUUCGACUCCGGUGCCGUCAAGUAGUUCGCUUCCGGAGCCGAAAAAUACCAGUCCGGCUCCGGGUUCUACAGCUUCUAACCCCACUCCAGUUUCGACCAAAAAAAGGUCCAUUUUAAAAAGAAGAUAUACGACUUCGGUUCCGUCAACUAGUUCGACCCCGGAGCCAAAAAACACCAGUCCGACAAAUUCUAAUCCCACUCCGGUUGUGACCAGUAAAGGUCCCGUUUUAAGAAAAAGGCCCCCGACUCCGGUUCCGCAAAUAAGUUCGGCUCCGGAUCCAGAUAAUACUAGUCCGACAAAUUCUAAUCCUACUCCGGUUGCGAGCAGUAAAAGUACCGGUUUAAGAAAGAGAUCUACGACUCCGGUUCCGAAUAGUGAAAACGCAAUUACGUCAAGUGAUUCGACUCCGGAGCUGGAAAAAACCACUUCGAUAAAUUCUGAUGCCACUCCGGCUUUGACCAGUAAAAGUUCCGUUUCAAGAAGAAGACCUACGACUCCGGUGCCGUCAAGUAGUUCGCUUCCGGAACCGAAAAAUACCAGUCCGUUUCCGGGUUCUACAAGUUCUAACCCCACUCCAGUUUCGACCAAAAAAAGUUCCAUUUUAAAAAGAAGAUUUACGACUUCGGUUCCGACAACUAGUUUGACUCCGGAGCCGGAAAAUACCAGUCCGACAAUCUCUAAUCCCACUCCGGUUGCGACCAGUAAAGGUUCCGUUUUAAGAAAAAGACCUACGACUCCGGUUCCGAAUAGUAAAAACUCCGUUUCGUCAAAUAGUUCGACUCCGGAGCCGAAAAAUACCAGUCCGACUCCAGCUCCGACAAAUUCUAGUCCGAGUCCGGUGUCGAACAGUAAAAGAAGGUGUACGACUCCGGUUCCGAAUGAUAAAAAUUCUGUUUCGCCAACUAGUCUGACCCCAGAUUCGACCAGUUCAGUUCCGACAAGUAGUAGUCCGUCUCCGCUUGGGCCAGAUGAUGUCAAAACUCUUUCAGUGAUAAUAACACCAUUGGAUCAAAAGAAAGAAUCAAAGGAAAAUACUGAAACCGGUAAAACCCAGGCCCCAUUGCACAGACGUAGUCGUAAGCAAUCUUUCGAAACUCUCAGAUGUUCCGAAGACGUGAUUGAGAGUUCGCAAGCGACUCAGAAUAACCAUUUCACGAGAUUCCAGUCUCGAUCUCGCCAAAAUCGAACUUUGAAACAACAAACGAUUGACGAAAUCCUCGCAACUCCCAACAAACCCAAGCAACUGGUCACCAUAUCGGUGAUAUUACCGAAGGAAACGCCCAAAAAAGCUCGCCAAUCGCUGCCUGAAGUCAUUACGCAAAACACCGACCCGGUCGUGCGCCUCGAGCGCAGCCAAUCGCUGGACAACUCCGAGCAAAAAACCACCGAAAUGGCCAGUGACACUGAAACACUGACCCUAGAGUCGGUUACAACCGACGAGAAAAUCCAAGACACUGACACGUUGACUUUAACCCCGGUUAAACCGCCAACCCCUGACGACUUGCCCGGAUCGCCGGUCACGUGUGACACUCCGGACCGCACCAGCGAACUGCUGAACAACACUUUGGACAUCUCCCCCAUUAGUUCCGAACAGGAGGCUCCGCCAACGCCCGCCCCGAUCCCGAACAGACGGACGGCCCGCUUGCUACGCAUGGCCAACUCGAGCCUGCAGAUCGCGAACUCGGACCGGAAAUGGUUCGGUAAAAAGCCUCCGUCGCCCAGCGUGUGCAAGAUGAAGCUGCGCAAAGAGGAGACUUUGGACCUCCUGACGUUUUCGCGGGAAGUACCGAGUCCGAUGACGGUCCCAGCCAGCGGGAUUUUGAAGCGCAAGAGCGAGGACGAUAGCGGGGCCCCCGUUGCGAAGCGCAAACGGGUGAAUUUCUCCGACCCGGCGAUCACCGAAAGGAAGAUUUUUAUCCGGGAUUCCGAAGAGUUUGAGGAUCAGAAUCAGACUGAGAAUAAUACUGAUGAAGAAGAGUCGGAAGAGAAGCCGGAAACGAGUGUUCUUGAGAUUGAAGAAUUGAUUUUAAAUUGUAAAGAGUUCUGUGAUUCUAAUUUCGAAGAUAGUGCUAAAGGCAAGCAAGCACUUAAGCUUCUUAUGCAAAAUUUGAAGGUUCCUGAUGUUGUGGACGUGAUUUCGUCCCCGUUGGUGGACUCUCUGGUUAAUGCGGUUGAUGACCGGUUGGCUACUCCGAUAAAGGAGGCGCAAAACAACGCAGUUGUUAAACAGGAAAUAACUCAAGAGCAAAUUGAAGAGCACGUUGUUAAACUUGAUUGUGAUAAUAUGAAAAAUCUUAUUAAGAAUUAUUUGACGAAUUUGGAGGACCAGGAGAGGAAUAGGUUUUUAAUUGAUUUGAUGAGUUUAGCCAGCAAUGAGCUUCCUGUCAACAAGGAGUUUGUCAAUUCUCACGCGGCUAUUUUACAGAAUUUUGUUAAGAGAAUGACUGAGUAAUUGUUAGUUAUUAGUAUUAUCACAGUUUACGUUGUAUUAUCAAUAUCUGUACCUUAUUAAAAUUUUGUAUAUCUA
Tribolium castaneum (red flour beetle) is the source of this 6854-nucleotide messenger RNA. Its product is annotated as mucin-4. Gene Ontology annotation, cellular component: nucleus. NCBI's taxonomy places the organism in Eukaryota, Metazoa, Arthropoda, Insecta, Coleoptera, Tenebrionidae. Bases 120 to 6779 code for a protein of 2219 amino acids. The transcript has 12 exons. Gene Ontology annotation, biological process: telomere maintenance. The record is from RefSeq and is a predicted model, not a curated record.